AUGCAAGGCGUGUAUUUAACGACCUCCGCCGACUACAAUCCUAUCGACCAUCUGAACGCGAUAUUCUCCCAUCCCUCUACCCUCGCCUCCGUUUCAAAUACAUCUCAAGUGCUCCUGGACUACCAAGAUGAACUCGAUCAAGAUAUCGCAAAGCUCACGGAGGCGCAGGUCGCCUCCAAUAGAGAAAGCGUGGAACGCGUCCAAACCGCCAAAGCAGACAUGGCGGAACUCUUCCAGAAGAUCGACGACGUGCGCGAACGGGCGUUGAAGACUGAGCAGGCAAUCACGGAAAUGACGGCAGAUAUCAAACAACUGGAUAAUGCGAAGAAGAAUCUGACGCUGUCUAUGACGACGUUGAAAAGGUUGCAGAUGUUAACGACCGCGUACGAGCAGCUGAAGGCGUUAAGCAAGUCGAGGCAGUACAGGGAUUGUGCGCAGUUGUUGCAGGCAGUCAUUCAGUUAAUGUCGCAUUUCAAGUCAUAUCGAUCUAUCGACCAGAUUGCUACUUUGAGUCGGAAUGUGGCGGAUAUACAAAGGGAGUUGUUGGAGCAGGUCUGUGAAGACUUUGAGAUGAUAUUCGCAAAGGGCGAACUUCAUCAAAAGAAGAACGUCUUAUUCGAAGGAUGCCUGGUUAUGGAAGCACUAGGGGAUGUGGCAAGAUCGAGACUCGUCACUUGGUAUUGCAACACCCAGUUAAGGGAGUAUAGACAGGUGUUUAGAGGUAACGAAGAAGCGGGCUCGCUCGAUAACAUAUCAAGGAGGUAUUCGUGGUUUAGAAGGAUGCUGAAGACGUACGAUGAGGAACAUGCAACAAUCUUUCCGACGUCUUGGAAAGUUGGUGAGAUUCUAGCCAACACCUUUUGCGAAGGGACUCGGGAAGACUUCAAGGGAAUCUUGUCCCGUUCUGUUCAGAGUGGGCAAACCCUUGAUGUGAACUUGCUACUUUCCUGCCUACAGGAAACACUCGAGUUUGAGCAGUCACUCGACAAACAUUUUACAACGGCUUCUCGAGCUUCAAUCGAUACGUUUACUUCAAGUGAAUUGCCUGCGUUCUCCCACUCGAUAUCGGAAGCUUUCACGCCUUACCUCGGCGUAUGGGUUGAGGCCCAGGAUAAGCAGCUAGCUACGCUUAUAAUGAAGUAUCGACAACAACCAGUUAAGCCAAAGGACGAGGAAUUCACUCCACAGCUUGUCAUUCAAUCUUCCACGGACCUCUUUACGUUUUAUCGCCAUUCUCUCGCACAAUGUGCCAAACUAUCGACAGGAAAUAGCCUGGCAGAGUUAUCAAAAGUUUUUGCGAAAUACCUCGAUCAAUAUGCGCAGCAAGUUCUGCUAUUUCACAUCAGUGAGAAAGCCAGUGGGCAAACUCCAUCCAAAACACCGUCCCUGGAGGAGCUCAUCAUGGUUCUAAACACAGGAGACUACUGUUACUCGACCUGCAAUCAAUUGGAGGAAAAGAUCAAAGGCCGAGUUGACGAGACUUUCAAACAGACUAUUGACUUACAAAGCCAGGCGGACUCCUUCAUGGGUAUCGCCAGCGCUGUUGUUCGCAUACUCGUUCGCAAAGUGGAAUUAGAGCUGGAGCCGGCCUGGAAGGAAAUGCGAAAUAUAGCUUGGAGCAAGCUUGACGCCGUGGGCGAUCAAAGCUCCUACGUUGAGGUGCUGUUAACGAGAUGCAAAGGAAAUGCAGAAGAAAUCUUUUCGAUGCUCCAUAAACAACAGUAUGCACGAACCUUCGCAGAUCACCUCGUUGAGAACGUUUCAAACAGCUUUGUUUCCAAUAUUUAUCAGUGUAGACCGAUUUCUGAGACCGGUGCUGAACAGAUGCUCCUUGAUAGCUAUUCAGUAAAGAACGGUCUAUCUAAUCUUCUCGAUCCUGCUCCUGCUGGCUUCUCCAAACGCCUCAACGCUACAUUCCAGAAAGUAGACACGCUCCUGAAAACGCUCCAAGUCCGAACUGCCCCGGCGGAAGCCCUCGUACAAGCUUAUCUCAUUCAUGUCGCCGACAAGAACGACAAUAAUUUCCGCAAGAUCCUCGAUAUCAAAGGAAUACGCGGCAAGGUAGAACAGAAUCGAUUACUCGAGCUAUUCCAGAUCCACAAGGCUUCCGAUCGCCACGCGGCGAAUUUACAGGCGAGUAACCCGCUCAUUGCGCAGCUGCAGCCACAGGCUUCCAUUGUGGCCUCCCAGUCUGGAAAUGUCACUCAGGGAUUGGGGCUGAGUGGCCUUGGAGCUUCUCAAGGCCCGUCUUUGGCGAGUAGUACCCUUCAGACGAGAUUCGAUGCGUCAACAUUUGGGUCAGCGCUUAUAUCUGCCGCCCGAGACGGAGUUGAUAGGCUAGGUACACCAGGUUUGGGGACCUUGGGUGUUAAUCCUGCCUCUGGGGGAGCUGUGAAUAGGACGGGAACUCCACCCCCUGGGGAGGCAGUGACCGCUGUUGGUGAGGCGGGUGAAGGCGGUCUCGCUGCCGCUGGACUCCACGCGGCUAAUUUAAAUGAGAAUCUGAAGAACAUCGGCAAGUUUUUCCGGAGAGAUUUGGGAGGGUUAGGAGGACGAUUUGGAAGAGGGGAUGAUGGUCUGCGAUGAAUUAGGGAUAGUGAUGAUGAAUAUACUGAAUCAUUCUACUGAGCAACUGUAGCCUAUAUUACUAUGACCUGUCAAUAGAAAAUCAUUGGAAAUGUUCUGCAAGCAACGUGUUCAUAUCUAUCUGAUAGAAAAUGAUAUGC
Molecule: messenger RNA, 2726 nt
Organism: Coccidioides posadasii C735 delta SOWgp
Lineage: Eukaryota; Fungi; Ascomycota; Eurotiomycetes; Onygenales; Onygenaceae
Source: RefSeq, a predicted model, not a curated record